This is a messenger RNA of Vigna umbellata (rice bean), 631 nucleotides long. The record is from RefSeq and is a predicted model, not a curated record. Lineage: Eukaryota; Viridiplantae; Streptophyta; Magnoliopsida; Fabales; Fabaceae.
AUGGUUGGGGUUAGAAUUAUGAAAGGCAGUGAAAAUGGAUUCGCAGUUGAAUGUGUGACAUACUUGGUUAUGAGAAAGAAGAUGAAGAAGCAAAUUCAAAAGACCCUGAAAAGUUUGAAGCACAAAAGCGAUAACACUUCAAGUAUGCUUAGCUUCUCAGAUGAAGCGGAAACAAUCACGCUGAUGUUUAUCUCUGGCCAAAAAGGACACUCAAAACCCAGCAGAUGGUCAGCAAUAUCCAAGUUGAUGAAGCCUAAAAGAGAAGUUUGUGACUCUCAAGAAUCAAACACAAUUGAAUUUCAAAAGGUGGAUGCAGCCUUGCAGUCUCUCGUCAGUCACAAGCUUUCGUCUAUUGACAAUUUUCAUAGUGAUAUGGAAAAUUUGGAGCUGUGCAUUCAUGAUCUCGAAAUAGGUGUUGAUCACCUCUCAAGAAAAUUAAUCAGAAACAGAGUUUCCCUUCUCAACAUCUUCAACCACUAAUCAUAGUAUCUACUUGAUUUUUGUGCCCUCAAUUUUCCCCCACGAGUGUCACAAUUGUACAUGAAUGUGAUUACAUUUGUUUAUAAUGUAUUAAAUACAUAUCGAUUGAGGAUCAAACUAUUGUUACUUCAACAUCUAUAUCUUUUUGUAC